Messenger RNA from Neltuma alba, 2525 nucleotides. RefSeq names its product pentatricopeptide repeat-containing protein At3g49740. Gene Ontology annotation, molecular function: protein binding; RNA binding. Gene Ontology annotation, biological process: RNA modification. NCBI's taxonomy places the organism in Eukaryota, Viridiplantae, Streptophyta, Magnoliopsida, Fabales, Fabaceae. The transcript is spliced from 2 exons. The record is from RefSeq and is a predicted model, not a curated record. Bases 187 to 2358 code for a protein of 723 amino acids.
GGGAGCGCUGGAGGAGGGGGCUUCGACGGAGAAGAAAUUUAGCAAUAACUGAAGCAUAUUUGAACUAGGCACUGUACCAAACAUCAGACGCAUCUUAAUGCUUCAGGAUCAAAGGCAACACUAUUCUUUUCCAGCUGAUUUAUCACACGGAACAAGAGAGUGUUUUCUGGAAACCCAUUGCUGUUUAUGAAUAGUGUUGCUAAAUUGACAACGGAACGACUUGUUAAGCUAAAUGGUUUGCUUGCAGAACUCACUCGCUCGGGCCAUUUCUCAGACUGCUUCAAACUGUUCGGCCAAAUUCACUCAUCCUACUCCCUAAGACCUGAUCAGUACACCCUUUCCACAGCUUUCACUGCCUGUGCUAACAAUCGCAAUGUGUUUUUUGGUAACCAGCUACAUGCAUAUGCCAUUCAAACUGGCCUCAAAGCCUACUCUUUUGUUGCAAAUUCUUUACUUUCAUUGCAUGCAAAGGCUAAAGAUCUCAAUUCUGUUGUAUGGGUAUUUGAAGAUAUUGAAUACCCAGAUGUAUAUUCUUGGACGACGUUGCUUGCUGCUUGUACCAGGUUGGGGCACAUUGGUUAUGCCUUCCAACUCUUUGUUGAAACGCCAAAGAGUAAUGUAGCAAUUUGGAAUGCCAUAAUUACUGGAUGCACAGAUAAUGGGCAUGAAAAGGUUGCUAUGUAUCUAUUCAGAGAGAUGCAUAGACUGGAUGUUAAACCUGACAAUUACACGUUGGCCAGCAUAUUGAGUUUAUGCUCUAUGAAGACUUUGGAUUAUGGGCGACAUGUUCAUUCGGUGGUAAUCAAAGCAGGCUAUCUAGUAAGGGCUUCUGUGAAUAAUUCUUUAAUAACUAUGUAUUUUAAUGGUGAAUGUGUUGCAGAUGCUUUUUUGGUAUUUGAGGAAGCAGAAGCAACCGUUGUUGAUUGUAUUACAUAUAAUGCAAUGAUAGAUGGUCUUGUUAGCGUGGAAAGAAAUGAAGACGCGUUUUUAAUGUUUAAGAAGAUGCAAGAGGCUUGUCUCGGUCCAACAGAACUAACUUUUGUGAGUGUCAUGAGCUCUUGUUUGUCUUUGAAAACUGGCUGUCAGGUACAAGCCCAGGCUAUCAAGAUGGGUUACGUUGACUGUAUUGCUGUAAAUAAUGCAACAAUGACCAUGUAUUCCAACCUUGGGGAGUUGCAUGAGGUUCAAAAUAUUUUUGAGAGAAUAGAACAAAACGAUCUUGUUUCAUGGAACAUAAUGAUUUCAGCUUAUUGUCAGGAGAAUCUUGGGGCAUCAGCAAUGCUGAUCUUCCUGGAAAUGAGGAGGCAAGAAUUUGAACCAGAUGAAUUUACCUACGGGAGUCUGCUAGUUGCUUCUGAAUCUUCACAAAUUGUAGAAAUGAUUCACUCCUUCUUGUCCAAAAAAGGGCCUAUGAAAGUUGAAGUUUCUAAUGCUUUAGUUUCUGCAUACUGCAGGCAUGGAAAGAUGAAUCAAGCCUUGCAGGUAUUCUCUGAUAUCCCUCGUAAAAAUUUGACAUCAUGGAAUAGUCUUCUCUCUGGUUUCUUACUAAAUGGAUAUCCCCUGCAAGGAUUAGAGGAAUUCUCAGAGUUUCUUCAUACGAAGCUCAAACCAAAUGUCUUCACCCUCACUAUCAUUUUGAGCAUUUGUUCUAGUAUUUCAGCCUUAAGUCUUGGGCAACAGAUUCAUGGUUACAUACUCCGACAUGGGUUUUCCUCAGAUAUUUCUUUGGGUAAUGCCUUGAUCGCGAUGUAUGCCAAAUCCGGGUCUUUAGACAUGUCUAUGAGAGUAUUCAAUGCAAUGGUGAAAAGAGAUACAAUCUCUUGGAAUGCUAUAAUAUCAGCUUAUGCGCAGCACGGGCAAGGCAAAGAAGCUGUGCGCUGUUUUGAGGCAAUGCAAAAUUCACCUGAGAUCAAACCAGAUCAAGCAACCUUCACUGCUGUUCUUUCUGCUUGCAGCCAUGCAGGUUUAGUUGAUGAUGGUACUUAUAUUUUUUAUUCAAUGGUGAAAAAUUACGAAUGCAUGCCCAGCGUAGAUCAUUUUUCUUGCAUAGUGGACCUUCUGGGUCGCAGUGGAUAUCUUGAAGAGGCAGAAAGAGUAAUAAAUGGAGGGCAAUUUGGAGCACAUUCUAACAUAUGCUGGGCUUUGUUUAGUGCUUGUGCAGCUCAUGGUAAUUUAAGACUUGGAAGGACAAUUGCUAAAUUUCUGCUGGAAAGAGAGAGAGACAAUCCAUCAGUGUAUGUGCUUUUGUCAAAUAUAUAUGCUGCGGCUGGCCACUGGGAAGAAGCAGCUAAUCUCAGAGAUAUGAUGAGAAUGGAUGGGACAACGAAGCAACCUGGCUACAGUUGGAUUGGAGUUUAAGAUUUUCCUCUCGUUAGUGUUUUGUUUGUAAAGAUGAUGCAAUUAGUGAAGAUCCCCUGGACGCUUUGUUUUGUGAAGUCCUAAAUAAAAAAUAGUGUCUAGCCAGGGGCCUAAUGGCACAGGGGCGCCUAGUGUCGGAGACAUUCACAAUGACAGGACAGCUUCUA